AUAAAAUAUUUGCAAUGUUAGGCCCAAACGGAUCCGGAAAAACAACAUUAAUGCGUGUAAUAUUAGGACAAUUAAGAUUAACAUCAGGCACAAUUGAGGUGUUUGGCAAAAUGGCAAGAUCUGCGGGUUUGGGUAUUCCCGGACCGGGUGUCGGGUAUAUGCCUCAGGAGUUGGCGUUAUUUGAUUAUUUCACAAUCGGAGAAAUACUUAAUUAUUACGGAAUGAUAUAUCACAUGACACGCGAGGAAAUUAAUGAAAGCGUUCAAAAUUUUAGAGUAAUUAGUCAAUUAAGUGGUGGACAACAGCGCCGGGUGUCGAUCGCCAUAACAAUGUUACACAAACCCAGACUCGUUAUAUUGGAUGAGCCCACUGUUGGUGUGGACUCUCUGCUCAGACAUAGGAUAUGGAAAUACUUGGAGAAUAUGUGCAAUAAAAAUAGGAUAAUAAGCCAAACAGUGAUAAUAACGACCCAUUAUAUAGAAGAGGCCCGGAGUGCACAUAACGUGGCGUUUAUGAGAUCCGGCGCUGUAUUGAGACAAUCAAAUCCACAACAAUUGAUGGAUGAAUAUCAGUGCCCGACACUGGAGGACGUGUUCCUACAGUUGUGUCAAAUAAAUGAUAACACCGUUGCUUUUAGUCAAGACAUGAAAUCCAAAGACAAUACAGACAUUGAUUUAAACAAUAAUAGUUUAACAACAUGUGAGACAAUAAUUCACUACAAAAACAAUGCGUUCAUUGAUUGGCAACGAUUGAAAGCAAUCGCCGUUCAGUCGGUAACAAAUGGUGACAAUUAUUUGGCGCUUGAAUUUCGGGACAACUUUUCCGACAGUUUUGAGACACGAGUAACGGAUAUGUUUGACGCCAGCGAUGAUGUCGUUGAGCAAAGCCUUAUACAUCUAUAUGUAGACAUUUCAAACCCACAAAUGUACGCCAUGAUGGUUAGAUACCUUUUGGAGGGAUUUGUUAUAUUCACUAAAAAAUUGGGCCAAAUUGUAAACAAUAUGAAUAUUUACGACCAAAUGAACGCAAUUAAAGUUAUCGAAGUAUUUAACGGCGAUUUAAGCAAACCUUUGGCCACAUUUAUGUUUGUCGGACCGCAAAUGUUGGUAUUUGUCGAGUUUAGUUGGGGUUUGAUUCUAUCGGCAUUCAUCAUGAUAACUGACAAAUCGUUGAACAUAAUGAACCGGGUGUUUGCGGCCGGUGUCACUGAGUACGAGUAUAUGGGCGCCCAUAUAAUCAUCAACGUUAUCAUUAAUUUAGUUCAAGUCAUAAGUUCGAUGAUUGUUGUGUUUGUCGUAUUUUCCGUUCAACAAUCGGGAAGUUAUUGGGAAAUAUUCCUGUUUUUAUUCAUAGAAAAUAUGGCGGGCACUUUUAUCGGUUUAUUACUCGCUGUAAUUUUAGGCGAUUCCUUUUCUGUUAUAGUUUGCAUAAUGGAAAUUAUAUUUCCCCUGCUAUUCAUAUCUGGUAUCUUUUGGCCACUUGAGGCCAUUCCCGAUAUGUUUCGGUUUAUAGACUAUAUAAAUCCGGUAACAUUUCCCAUGCAAUAUCUCCGUAAUAUAAUGGCACGAGGUUUGACAUAUCAACACCCAGAUGUUUACCAUGAAACUGUAAAU
Medioppia subpectinata is the source of this 1613-nucleotide messenger RNA. Lineage: Eukaryota; Metazoa; Arthropoda; Arachnida; Sarcoptiformes; Oppiidae. The record is from the annotation of a GenBank genome assembly.